AUGGGUCUGUGGGCAUGGGGCUUCGAGAUUCAGAUCCUUGCACAAUGUCCCUCCCGAGACUUCACACUUGGACUCAUGGAGCUGCAAGAAUUAUACAAAUCAGCUGAGAAUUUUAAUAACAAGAGCAAGAAAUCAAAUUUCCAAAAAAUCUGUGGCAUCUCGUUUGAGGAAGCUCGGCAACUCCUUAGGAAAGACCUGAAUGCCAUAUCUUUUGGCAGCCGUUAUGCUGUGAGAAAAGAUGAGCCCCUCCCUGCCAUCCAGAGCCAAGUUAACGAGGAGGAGGAGGAGCCCAUGUCCAUGGCAGAUCUACUUCACUACAGCCUGUUGACAGGCUUCCUGGUCCCACUGGAACAGUUAUCCAGGUCCCAGCAGAGACUGGCCCAGGCCGGCAUCCCUCCUCCCAGGCACUCCUUCCCUUACGCUUUCAGGACAGAUGAGCCCAUAGCUACUCCAACACCCUCCUUUAGGAAGAGGAUUCAAAGUGCCACGUUUCACAAACUUCUCCUGUCUUCUGUUGCCCCGGAUAGGCUGGUCUUUGAAGAUAAAUCAAUGCGAUUCUUCUCCACAGAGCCAGGAAAGCAGUUCAUGGACCUGGUGGACCUGGAGUGGAGGUACUUCAAAGGGCUUGCUAGGUGGGGACGUGUGCCCACUCGGUUUUCAUUCAUGGACAUACAAUUCAACACUGAGAAGAGAUUUGUAGAGAGCCAAGGCAUGCCUGGGCUUAUUUUUCCUCCUCUAGUUUGUAAGUCUUUGGUGAUUUAUCCUCAAAUUCACUAUCAUAAAGAGGGACAUUAUUCUCUUAAAUGGAAUGUAUAG
This is a messenger RNA of Onychomys torridus (southern grasshopper mouse), 816 nucleotides long. It is a transcript of the gene C5H9orf153, whose product is annotated as chromosome 5 C9orf153 homolog. The record is from RefSeq and is a predicted model, not a curated record. NCBI's taxonomy places the organism in Eukaryota, Metazoa, Chordata, Mammalia, Rodentia, Cricetidae. The transcript is spliced from 4 exons. Bases 1 to 816 code for a protein of 271 amino acids.